Messenger RNA from Effrenium voratum, 811 nucleotides. The record is from the annotation of a GenBank genome assembly. Lineage: Eukaryota; Dinophyceae; Suessiales; Symbiodiniaceae.
GAGCGAAGUGACGGCCACUGGUGGGCCAGCUGAACUGGAGUAUCCCAGCGCGGUGUGGGAUGAGGCCAACAAGAGGAUGCUGACCUUUGGCGGAGGUGACAACUCCGACGCUUUCCACGACAGCGUCUUCAGCCUUGAGGACUCCACGUGGACUGACAUCUCCACCAGCGGCACAGGACCCGCGGGGCGGUACAGGCAGGCCAUCGCCCUGGAUGGCUCCAGGAUGUUUGUCUUCGGAGGUUCAUCGGAGGACAGGCAUAAGGACCUGUUUGCUCUUGAUUUGACCACCUACGCGUGGUCCUCGCUGGAUGACGGCGACGAGCUUUUCGGGCAUUCCAUGCUAUGGGAUUCGCAGAACAGCCGAUUGCUGGUCUUUGGAGGCCAGAAGGGCGCGAGCGAACAGUACCGGGACCAGCUUAUGGAGUGGAAGUCUGCGGAGGACAAUUGGAGCGAUCUUUCUCCAAGUGGCGAUUCUCCCAGCAAGCGUUCAUUCCACACGGCAGUGUGGAAAAGCUCCACAGAGAUGCUUGUCUUUGGCGGUCAAGGAGGUAGCACCACGUAUUACAAGGACCUCUACCUGUACGAUACCGCUUCAAAUGAGUGGUCAUCGCUUGCAGAUGGCUCAGCAGAACGAGCCCACCAUGCUGCGGUGUUCGUGGGUUGCAUGAAUGUCAUGCUGGCAGCUUGGCAAUGGCAGCGCAUCAGCAGCUUGGCUGUGCAAUGCUGUCACCCGCAGUUUGACAAGAUGUCAGCUUCCUUCGGAUACUUGGGAUAUCCAAAGGCCUUCGAGCCUUCGGGGGCAAUGUCGUAA